UAAUGCCAGACAUAAGGGAGACUGACGAUUCAAACAUAUGAUCAGUUUGUUUUCACGGAUUUAAAGGAUGAGUACUUCCCCGUAUUUCAAGACAAACACGCUCGGCGGCUAGAGAAGCAAUCGUAGCUUUGUCAACGAACCGAAAGGAACCAAGAAGGCACAUCAAAAUCGAAUACGAGAAGCGACAUGAAGAAGACUCGUCAAGGGACGACAAGAAAACUGAAGAUGUUGCGGCCAAAAAGCGUAAAAAAGACACAUCCACGGCACAGACACAAGGUUCAACUUGGCAGCCUCCUAACUGGAGAGAGCAGCUUGCUAAUAUUCGUGAAAUGAGAAAAACACGCGAUGCCCCAGUUGAUUCACAAGGAUGCGAGAAGACAGCUGAUGAGAGCCAGUCACCAGAGGUGAGAGGAGAUGAAAUUGGCAAUCCAGUGGGGUGGGGUAAGGGAAGAUCCGACACAGUGGUCUCCUCGGAGACAACAAAGCUGAUUGAUGAGAGAUAGAAACUUUUUGUUUGGUCAAUGUCAACACAUUCAUUUACCCUCAGCAAUUGAGUGGGUCCUCAGAGCCAACUAUGCUUAUUUAUGAGAAGUAGAAACGUUUUGGGUAAAAUUUCUGUACAGCCCCAUUCUAUUGUAAAACAAAUCUGUUUUCCCAAUAGCAAUGUAUUGUUUUUGUCACUGUUUUCUCUAUCUAAGAACUGAAUGCAUAAUGUAGAAUGGGGCUGUGCAGAAAUUUUACCACUUUUUGUUUGGUCAAUGUCAACACAUUCGUUUACCCUCAGCAAUUGAUUGCAUCCCACUUUUCAUUUGAGUUAUAAGAUAAAUUAUGACAAAUAGUUCAACAGCUAUAUGUUUAACCCUUUACACCCCAACAUUAUAGUAUGCAUAGUCUCCAUACUGUUCUCCUCACAUAUCCUAAGGUAAUGACAAGGAGAAUUUGUGUAACAAUCAGGAGCUUCUUUGCUUGGUGGUCAUUUCUUUUUUUCUUGUGACCUUGCUGUGUGAUUCAGGGGUGAUAGGGUAAUGAGAAAUUAGAUGUCAGUCACUCUUAGGUGUCAAAGGGUUAAGGUGGGUGAGGAUCAGUUUGCAGAGUAUGGUAGUGCAUGCACAAGUUCCCUUUUAAUAGUCAAUUGCAUUCCAAAAUCGCUGCAUUGCAUCAAGAUCUGCCAUACUCUGCAGCCUGGGAUGAGGUCGAGGUCUCCUCAUAAGAACCUGGACAACUGGGCCAGUCUUUUUUCAGAGAUUUUGCCUUAUUGAUGUUUAUUUGUCAAGUUUUUUGUGAUGAUUUUGGUUUCUUUUUUUCUUACUUGCAACAAUAGAGAUCUUCAUGUAUGAGCUACUGGGAUAAAAGUUGUAAGGAUACACUCUCCUCCUGGGGGUGUAAAUUUCCCAUUUAACCUUUUAAACCCUAAGGAUGAGAAACAUGUAAUUUCUCCCUACAAUAUCACUCCUGAAUCAUACAUUAAAGUCAUGAGAAUUAAGGAAAUGGUCAUCAAGAAAGAAACCUCUUGAUUGUAAAACAAAUUCUCCUUGUCAGCAGCUUAGGAAAUGUAUAAAGAACAGUGUGGAGAAUAUGCAUACUGAUGUUAGGGUGUAAAGGGUUAAAGAGUGGCUAGUCAGAAAUCUUACCUUGCAUAUAAGAAAUUUCCCUUCUAAUCAGAAAACAAAGUCUGCUGAUUAAGCUUGCCAUGUCAUCAGGCUCAACUGAAGAGUUUGUUCAGAAGAAAGAAGGGGCUUACAAAUAUUAGUAUAAUUCUACCAUCAUCCUAUCACAAAUAAUGAAAACUAAUUGACUAUGCUACAUACCAUCUGGAAUUUACGAGGAGAAUUUAUUAGACAAUCAGGAGCUUCUAGAAUUGGACAUCAUUUCCUUUAUUUUCUUGAUUUUAAGUAUUUGAUGCAAGGGUGAAACUGUUAGGAGAAAUUAGAAGCCAAUCACUAUUAGGGGGAAGAGGGUUAAGACAGUCCAGUAUCAAUGGUUCAUCUCUCCUCACAAUUGCAGAUGGUCCGGUAUCAAGUACUUAUUUCCCUCAUGCUGUCAAGUCAAAGAAAAGACCAAGUUACUUUUGCUGCGAUGGGAAAGUUAAAGGCUUAUGGGUUAACAAUAGAGAACAUUCUCACAACGUCAACAAGCAAAAUUGGUGAACUUAUCUACCCUGUUGGCUUCUGGAAGGUGAGUAAAUUUUUAUGUUAGUUAGAAACUUGAUUUUGACAGAAUUUACUUACUAGAAAAGUAACUUGCAGAAUAGUCUGAAGGCCUUCUCUCCCCUUAUUAAAUAAAAGUUUUGAACAUCUUUUAAAAGCUUACUAGUGGGGCUUUUUAGAAAAGCUACUGAUAAUAAUUUUUUUCAUCAUCAGUCAUGUUAAACAGGGUUCAGGGGGGUCUUAUAUUAGCAUGUUACUGAAACAAGGGGGUUAUACCAAGUUGUUUUAUUAUUUUCACUUGUCACUUUUUCACUUACAAAGAGGGGUAGAUUGGUUGAUGUCCUCCAUAGAACCCUCUGAGUCCCCUCCCUCCCUCCCCCCCCCUUUAUCAUAAAAACCACUAGCAGAAGUCUAGAAGUAGAAAAAGAAACAACAAAAAUGGCUCAAAAUCUAUGACACUGAACUCCCUUUUUAACUUGUAACCCUUUAACUUCCAGAGGUUAUCAAUAUGAAACUUAUCCUAAUAAUAGGUAAUUUAGUGUUAACAACUGAGUUGAAAACUUAAAUUGGCUAGUGUAAUGGCUAAAAAAGCUGACGUUUCAAGCAUUAGCCCUUCAUUAGAGCAGUUGGAGGAAUUGUGGGUUGUGUGUGGGUUUAUAAGCAGAAAGUGGAACUACACUAUUGUUCCAUCACCAUAUUCUCACCAAUAGCAUAGCUCCACUUUCUGCAAACUUCCAGGUGUGGGCCCAAAAAAUGGUGCAUAUUACCAUGAACGUGGCUUGGCGACAAGUGACUGGAACUGGAGUUGAUACUCAUGUUCAUAGAAUUUCUAACAGACCGGGAUGGGUCAAAAAAUGUACUAAACUGCCAGAGGAAACUAGAAUUGCUGUAGAAGGCUAGUGAAAAGAGAUUUUGAAUGAUGCCAAGUUACACAAAUUCUCUUCACCAGGUGUUUUGCUCCUUCCCUGCCAAAGCCUUUUCACUUACUGCCACAUUUUAGAGACCCAGCUAUUGUGCAAGUUCCAAACAACUUUUACAAAUAUUCUGAAAUGAACAGGCUUUUGUUCCUUCCUGACUUUCAAGGAACAGAAUUAAAAAUGGAAAACUUUAAGGACUUUCAGACCUAGAUUCAAGAUUCUCUAGAUGCAUAGCAAACCUUGACUAUCAUAUGCUGUUUACCCAUAACCAACAAUUAAAUAAUUAGAGUGUAUGGCUUCAGAGACUAAAUUAGUGAAUUCUUUUUCUGUUUUGCAGAGAGGAGUAGGAUGAACUGAAUGUAUUGAUGGUUGGAUUUGGUCAAGAGACAUGUGUUCCUGUAAGUCCAAUGUGCAAGUUCUGUCUUAACUCCAAGAUCUGUCCUGAAGGUUAA
Molecule: messenger RNA, 3516 nt
Organism: Pocillopora meandrina
Lineage: Eukaryota; Metazoa; Cnidaria; Anthozoa; Scleractinia; Pocilloporidae
Source: the annotation of a GenBank genome assembly